Messenger RNA from Lemur catta (Ring-tailed lemur), 5923 nucleotides. RefSeq names its product dishevelled associated activator of morphogenesis 1 (gene DAAM1). Gene Ontology annotation, cellular component: stress fiber. Gene Ontology annotation, molecular function: actin binding; small GTPase binding. Bases 195 to 3401 code for a protein of 1068 amino acids. The record is from RefSeq and is a predicted model, not a curated record. NCBI's taxonomy places the organism in Eukaryota, Metazoa, Chordata, Mammalia, Primates, Lemuridae. The transcript is spliced from 25 exons. Gene Ontology annotation, biological process: actin cytoskeleton organization.
AUGCGCAGUGGGCGCCACAUUGUAUCCUAUCAGGCGAGGAGAGGGUGAUGUCACCUGCGAGUUGGUAACCUACGAGCGGCUGUGAAGGAAACUGUUUAACCGGAUCCCAUUGUACCCAGCGCGCAGAGCCGCCUUUCCAGCAUGCAGGGGCUGCUCAGAGUUUAGUCACAUCAAGAAAUAGAACAGAUUCAGCCAUGGCCCCAAGGAAGAGAGGUGGACGGGGUAUUUCAUUCAUCUUUUGCUGUUUCCGAAACAAUGAUCACCCAGAAAUCACGUAUCGGCUUCGAAACGAUAGCAACUUUGCGCUUCAGACCAUGGAACCAGCAUUGCCCAUGCCCCCUGUGGAGGAGCUGGACGUCAUGUUCAGUGAACUGGUGGAUGAACUUGACCUCACAGACAAACACAGGGAAGCUAUGUUUGCACUUCCAGCUGAGAAAAAAUGGCAAAUAUAUUGUAGCAAGAAAAAGGACCAGGAAGAAAACAAGGGAGCUACAAGUUGGCCUGAAUUCUACAUCGAUCAGCUCAAUUCCAUGGCUGCUAGAAAAUCUCUGCUGGCUUUAGAGAAGGAAGAAGAAGAAGAGAGAAGUAAAACUAUAGAGAGUUUGAAGACAGCACUAAGGACAAAACCAAUGAGGUUUGUAACCAGAUUCAUCGACUUGGAUGGCCUGUCAUGUAUUCUCAACUUUCUAAAGACCAUGGACUACGAGACCUCAGAGUCUCGAAUACAUACCUCUCUCAUUGGAUGUAUAAAGGCGCUAAUGAACAACUCUCAAGGUCGGGCUCACGUCCUGGCUCAUUCUGAGAGUAUUAAUGUAAUUGCUCAGAGUCUGAGCACAGAGAACAUUAAGACAAAAGUGGCCGUGCUGGAAAUCUUGGGCGCCGUGUGCCUGGUUCCUGGGGGCCACAAGAAGGUUCUGCAGGCCAUGCUGCACUACCAGAAGUACGCCAGUGAAAGAACCCGCUUCCAGACAUUAAUUAAUGACUUGGAUAAAAGCACUGGGCGCUAUCGGGAUGAAGUGAGCCUGAAGACGGCCAUCAUGUCCUUCAUCAACGCAGUGCUAAGCCAAGGUGCAGGCGUGGAGAGUUUGGACUUCAGACUUCAUCUUCGCUAUGAAUUUCUGAUGUUAGGAAUUCAACCUGUGAUAGAUAAAUUAAGGGAACAUGAAAAUUCAACAUUAGAUAGGCAUUUAGACUUUUUUGAAAUGCUCCGAAAUGAAGAUGAACUAGAAUUUGCCAAAAGAUUUGAACUGGUUCACAUAGACACCAAAAGUGCAACUCAGAUGUUUGAGCUGACGAGGAAGCGGCUGACGCAUAGUGAAGCGUACCCUCACUUCAUGUCCAUCCUGCACCACUGCCUCCAGAUGCCUUACAAGAGGAGUGGCAACACCGUUCAGUACUGGCUACUGUUAGACAGAAUUAUACAGCAAAUAGUUAUCCAGAAUGACAAAGGACAAGACCCUGACUCCACACCUUUGGAAAACUUUAAUAUUAAGAAUGUUGUACGAAUGUUGGUUAAUGAAAAUGAAGUUAAGCAAUGGAAAGAACAAGCAGAAAAAAUGAGAAAAGAGCACAACGAGCUACAACAGAAAUUGGAAAAGAAAGAGCGAGAGUGUGAUGCCAAGACCCAAGAGAAAGAAGAGAUGAUGCAGACCUUAAAUAAAAUGAAAGAGAAACUUGAAAAGGAGACCACAGAGCACAAGCAAGUCAAGCAGCAGGUGGCGGACCUCACGGCACAGCUCCAGGAGCUCAGCAGGAGGGCCGUCUGUGCUUCAAUCCCAGGUGGACCCUCGCCUGGAGCCCCAGGGGGUCCCUUUCCUUCCUCUGUGCCUGGGUCUCUUCUUCCUCCCCCACCGCCCCCACCUCUCCCAGGUGGAAUGCUCCCUCCUCCUCCACCUCCCCUGCCCCCAGGGGGCCCUCCUCCUCCCCCGGGGCCUCCUCCCUUAGGGGGACUCAUGCCACCUCCUGGUGCUCCAGUGGGUCUGGCACUCAAGAAGAAAAACAUUCCUCAGCCCACAAAUGCCCUGAAAUCCUUCAACUGGUCUAAGCUGCCAGAGAACAAACUGGAAGGAACAGUGUGGCCGGAAAUUGAUGAUUCAAAAGUCUUCAAAAUUCUAGAUCUUGAAGACCUGGAAAGGACUUUCUCUGCCUACCAAAGACAGCAGAAAGAAGCAGAUGCCAUUGAUGACACACUGAGUUCCAAACUUAAAGUCAAAGAGCUUUCGGUGAUUGAUGGUCGGAGAGCUCAGAAUUGCAACAUCCUUCUCUCGAGGUUGAAAUUAUCCAAUGAUGAAAUCAAACGGGCAAUUCUAACAAUGGAUGAACAAGAAGAUCUGCCCAAGGACAUGCUGGAACAGCUUUUGAAAUUUGUUCCUGAAAAAAGUGACAUUGACCUGUUGGAAGAACAUAAACACGAACUGGAUCGGAUGGCCAAGGCUGAUAGAUUCCUUUUUGAGAUGAGCCGAAUUAAUCAUUAUCAGCAAAGAUUGCAAUCGCUGUACUUCAAAAAGAAGUUUGCGGAGCGCGUGGCGGAAGUGAAACCUAAAGUGGAAGCAAUUCGUUCUGGGUCAGAAGAGGUGUUUAGGAGCAGCGCCCUCAAGCAGUUGCUAGAGGUGGUUUUGGCAUUUGGAAACUAUAUGAAUAAAGGCCAAAGAGGGAAUGCAUAUGGAUUCAAGAUCUCCAGCCUAAAUAAGAUAGCUGACACAAAAUCCAGUAUUGACAAGAACAUUACCCUUUUGCACUAUCUCAUAACUAUUGUGGAAAAUAAAUACCCCAAUGUUCUCAAUCUAAAUGAAGAAUUGCGAGAUAUUCCUCAAGCCGCAAAAGUAAACAUGACCGAGCUGGACAAAGAAAUAAGUACCUUGAGAAGUGGCUUGAAAGCAGUAGAGACAGAGCUGGAAUAUCAGAAGUCUCAGCCCCCACAGCCUGGAGAUAAGUUUGUGUCCGUUGUCAGCCAGUUCAUCACAGUAGCCAGCUUCAGCUUCUCUGAUGUUGAAGAUCUUCUAGCAGAAGCCAAAGACCUGUUUACUAAAGCAGUGAAGCAUUUUGGGGAAGAGGCUGGCAAAAUACAGCCGGAUGAGUUCUUUGGCAUUUUUGAUCAGUUUCUUCAAGCUGUGUCAGAAGCCAAACAAGAGAAUGAAAACAUGAGAAGGAAGAAGGAAGAAGAGGAGCGUCGAGCUCGCAUGGAAGCUCAGCUCAAAGAACAACGUGAAAGGGAACGUAAAAUGAGAAAAGCAAAAGAGAACAGUGAAGAAAGCGGAGAGUUCGAUGACCUUGUUUCAGCGUUACGCUCAGGAGAAGUCUUUGACAAAGACCUUUCCAAACUGAAACGGAAUCGCAAACGCAUUACCAACCAGAUGACGGACAGCAGCCGAGAGAGACCAGUCACAAAACUUAAUUUCUGAUUUUCCAUAAAUACUUUUCUAGAAAGCUCAUUAGUAGCCCUUUGAAGUGACUAGAACUUUUCAUUACACUGCCUUGCAAUCCAAACGGUGGCAAUUUCUUCCCUCAUCUGUGAGUGAAUGUGUGUAUGUAAAUGUAUGCGUGUGUAUAUAUAUGUAUUAAAAAAUGUACAUAGAAGUCUGAGUGUUGUCUGGAGACCUAUAUGUAUAGCUAAAACAUUUUGUUAACGUAUGUGCUCAGAAACCCUUCGUGUAUGCAUUCACAUUGAGUGUGGCUCAUUUUCUCUCCCUGAACACCGUGACUGUUCAGAAGCACAAUACUAUCUCCUGAAAGAGAUGACAGAGACAUUCCCUAGAGUAUAAAAAAAAAAAAAAAGAAAAGGCUUGCAGAAUAUUUUAUGGUUUCCAAGCUUGGUAUACUCUGAAAUUAUUUUCAUUGGUGGAACUGGAGUUGGAAAAUUAUAGAUUUAAAAUGGUUUUUGAUAGUUGACAAUGUGAUGCUGGUGCAUCGCAUCAGUAAUCGAUAGGACCAGCUUAGAAUUUCUGACGUUGGUGUGGGGAUACAGUCUGUAAAUGUUUAUUAAGAACAUCUUGCACACAAUGUGAAUUAUGUAGAAUGUCAAUCAGAAUUUUUCUGUAUAUUUAAAACUUGGACAUCGAUUUUUUUUCCCCUAAUUUCAUCGAGUUCUCUGCCAAGUACUCUUGAUGACUUCUUUAAAUUGCUUUUAGAAAGAACACUAUUUUCAUGCAAUCCACGCUCUUGUUAAAGAAAAAGAUUACCAGAAUGUGCUUCUUGUUCUAACAAUAUAGAUAUAUAAACCUUAAAAAUAAAAUAUCCCACCCAAGACUUAAAGGUAGAAUUCUCUGAAGGGAUAAAGAUUCUUUAAAAACAUUUUUUUAAUGGGGUGCCUUUUUGUUGUUGUUGUAUUUUCUAUUUUCUGUUUUGUAGGACAAGCUGCAUCUUCUGUAAAUAUAGGUCUGGACUAAACGACACUUACAGAAUGCACAAAAUGUCAACAAUGUCAGCAGAUAUGCCCAGAUCUAUUUAUCUUUAAGUAUAUUUGAAGUGGUUUGUUGUUUAUAUGUUGUCAUUUUAAAUUGUGUGUCAGUAAAGCUACCUGUAAAAUUUCAGUCCAAAAAAUAAAGCUCUCAGGGAGAAAUAAAUAAAAACAAUGAACAUUAGAAAAUAAAAUAUAGAUGCUUACCAUAACCUACCAACUCUUAAUAUCCUUAAAUUAUAUAUAAAGAGGACUGUUACUUUUUUUUUUUUUUUUUUUUGCUUUGCUUUAUUUAUUUUUAGUUGGGGGGGGUCUAAUGUUUUUUCUUUUUCUUUCCAUCAAUCCUGUUGUGGUUGGGUUUCCUGUGGAGAGAGUAGUUUGUCCUGUUGCACUAGAUUAUUUACUCACUAAAUUGAGUUUUUCAAUUAACAAAUAUUUAUUAAGCACUUACUGUGUACCAGGCAUAGUAGGGCUACAAUGGUAAGCAAGACAGAGUCCCUGCCCCCAUAGAGCUUAUGCUGUAAUGGGGAUAUUAAGGGAUGAAUAGAAUACCAAUGUGCGCACUGUACAGGAAUCAUGCUAUUUAAAAAUAAUUUGUAUAAACUAUAAUGCUUAGUGCAGAUGGCAAGGUAUCUGUGCUAAGUGAAAGCUGUGAAAUAGUGCUCUAAGAGUUGUCAAGAGCUGUGGUUUUACAUUUUGUUUCUCAUUGCAAACGUAGUGACUUUCUACACAUUAUAUGGACAUAAACGACUCCUAGCAAAUAAAACGGUCAUAGAUACAAAGCAGAGGUCGCGCUCCCCCAGCUCCUGGUUAACCGAGGUCUGCACGUCCACCACGUUAAAGGUGCAGACAGAGACUUGGCUCAAAAAGGCUUAGAGAUGAGGAGUGGGAUAUAAUGAUGGUUUUGUCUAUUCCUUAACUAAAGUGCCUCUAUGUAUAUUCUUUUCUACUUCAAGCAGGAGAAAUUUGGUCUGGCUCAAUUUUGAAACUGUAUUUUGAAAAUGGCUUUGUCUUACAGUUUAAGGAAUAGACUGUGGAGGAAGAGUCACGUAAAGGAGCAAGUUUGUGUAGCAUGUCCCUCUUGCCCUUCUUAAAUCAUCCUCUUUUUGAUACGGCCAUCCUGGUAGGCCUCCUUUGCCAUGUCCACGUUUGGUUCCUUUCCCUGAAAACUGUGUGCAGGUAAUUCCGUGUGCCAUUGUUGAGAAGAAAAAAACAAAAAAAAAAACAACAAAAAAAAACUACUUUUAGAUUGGUGCUGGUGUAAGUAGCCACUUUUCUCUCUUGGGUGUGUAUUUUAAAGUUUUGUGUUUGUUUUUUUAAAUUAAUGCCAAAAAGAAAAAGCAUUAUAAUUUGUAAACUUAAUUAUAUGUCUUGUAUCUUAUUAGUUUAGUAGUUGGAACCACUUAGUCUUUAGGUGCAAGACUGUUGUUAGAUAGUACCGAGAAAAAAGAUGUUGUAUGUGUUAUGAGACUGUACAUUUUUUUAAAAAUAGCAAUAUGCAAUAAAGAGAUGAAUUCAUUGGGUGUA